Trichomycterus rosablanca is the source of this 3907-nucleotide messenger RNA. It is a transcript of the gene arhgef7b, whose product is annotated as Rho guanine nucleotide exchange factor (GEF) 7b. NCBI's taxonomy places the organism in Eukaryota, Metazoa, Chordata, Actinopteri, Siluriformes, Trichomycteridae. The transcript has 21 exons. Gene Ontology annotation, cellular component: cytoplasm; lamellipodium. Bases 216 to 2591 code for a protein of 791 amino acids. Gene Ontology annotation, biological process: lamellipodium assembly. Gene Ontology annotation, molecular function: protein binding; guanyl-nucleotide exchange factor activity. The record is from RefSeq and is a predicted model, not a curated record.
CUGCUAGACACGUUGGGGUAAACGGUCAUGCACCCGUCAGCCAGAGAGAAGAGAGAUCAUAUCUUUACCCACAAUCCACCAAAUUUCACCCCGCACUGCCUGCAGCAGCAGCAACAACAACAGCUCUACAUGUAUGAUCUGGAUCUCAGUAUAUCGUCCCCCCGACUUCGGAAUUAGAGAAGGUGUGCAGUUUUUCUGACCGAGUUCGGGUGAUCAUGAAUCCGGCUGAGCAGACAGUAACGUGGCUGAUCGCACUCGGGGUGCUGGAGUCUCCCAAAAAGCGGGUGUCUGAUCCGGAGGGUUUCUUGCAGAACUCGCUGAAGGACGGAGUGGUGCUGUGCAGACUGAUUGAGCGCCUGCGCCCCGGUCCGAACCUCACGGUCUUUCAGGAACCGAGGAGUGACGGGGAGUGUUUGAGUAAUAUCAGAGAGUUCAUCCGAGCCUGUGCUGUCUAUCGAGUGGAGGCAUUCGAGCCUGAUGAUCUGUUUCAAGGCCAGAACAUCACCAAAGUGCUGAAUUUUAUGAUCACACUCAACAAUGCAACAGCAGAUGUUGGUUUAGGCAGUGACUCUGUAUGUGUUCAGCGCUCCUCUCUGCGGAUCAAGUCCUUUGACUCGCUCAACUCUCACCCUGUCCGCAGGAGAUCCUCAAAACCAGUGCACAGCCAGUAUCGCAGUCUGGACAUGUCUGAGAACAGUUCAGCUCAUCUGCUGGUAAAGGCGCGGUUUAACUUCCAGCAGUCCAAUGAUGAUGAAUUAUGCUUCAACAAGGGUGACAUCAUCCAGGUUAUGCGGCAGGAAGACGGCGGCUGGUGGGAAGGGACAUUCGACGGCAAGACUGGCUGGUUCCCCAGCAACUAUGUCCGGGAGGUUAAAGGAAGAGAGAAGCCCAUCUCCCCCAAGCCUGGCACACUGAAGAGUCCCAAAGCAUUUGAGACCAGCACUGGUACCAAGACCUACUAUAAUUUGGUACUUCAGAACAUCCUGCAAACAGAGACAGAAUACUGUAAAGAGUUACAGACUCUUCUGUCAACAUACUUGAGACUGCUGCAGCCCACUGACAGACUUACUGUUACUGAAGUCUCUCAUAUUCUGGGGAACCUAGAGGAGGUCAGCUCCUUCCAGCAGACGCUUGUCCAGUCAUUGGAGGAAUGCACCAAAUUACCAGAGAACCAGCAGAGGAUAGGGGGCUUCUUUAUGUCCCUUAUGACUCAGAUGAGGAACCUUUAUGUAGCUUAUUGCUCCAAUCACCCCUUGGCUGUCAGUGUACUCACACAACACAGUGAGGAGCUGGGUGAGUUUAUGGAGAGUAAAGGUGCGAGCAGUCCUGGGAUCCUCACCCUCACCACCAGCUUAAGUAAACCCUUUAUGAGACUGGAUAAAUACCCCAUACUGCUUAAAGAGCUUGAGAGACAUGUGGAGGAUUUUCACCCAGACCAUCCUGAAAUUCAGAAAAGCAUUCAAGCAUUCAAGAACCUCUCGGAACAAUGCCAGGAGGUGAGGAAGAGGAAGGAGCUGGAACUGCAGAUUCUAACUGAGUCGGUGCGGAGCUGGGAGGGCGAGGGCAUUAAGACUCUGGGCACUGUCAUAUACAUGUCUCAGGUCCACAUUCAGAACCACGGCAGUGAGGAAAAGAAUGAGCGUUACUUGCUGCUCUUCCCCCAUGUGCUGCUUGUACUCUCCGCCAGUCCCCGGAUGAGCUGCUUUAUUUACCAGGGAAAACUUCCUUUAACAGGGAUGACUGUGAGCAAGUGUGAAGAUGUGAGAAAUGCAUUUGAAAUAUCUGGGAGUUUGAUUGAUAGGAUGCAGGUGAUCUGUGCUAACCAGCAGGAUCUACAGGACUGGGUGGAGCACCUUCAUCGCCAGACCAAGCGUACAUCCACCAGUUCUACCAGUUUAAAACCGCAGUCUGUGCCAUGCCAUACGCUCCCCACUCAACCUCCAACCCCAUCCAGACACUCUGAGAGUCGAGGGACCUACCACACCCUGCCUCACCCAUCUUCCCACUGCACUCCACACAGCACCAUAAUGUGGGGACCGCUGGAGCCUCCCAAAACCCAGAAACCCUGGAGCAUGAGCUGUCUCAGACCAGCACCACCACUUAAACCAUCAGCUGCGCUCUGUUAUAAGGAGGACCUUAGUAAAAGCCCCAAGAGUAUGAAGAAACUUCUACACAAACGUAAAGAGAGGAAACCUUCAGACGAGGAAUAUACUGUGAGGAAAAGUACUGCAGCUCUGGAGGAGGAUGCACAGAUCCUCAAAGUAAUAGAGGCGUACUGCACAAGUGCCAAGACGCGCCAAACACUUAAUUCAAGAUCGAAGAAAGAGUCGGGGCUACACAUGCUUUUUCCUGAAGAGGAGAAAAUUAUUGUGGAAGAAACAAAGAGCAACGGACAGACAGUGAUUGAGGAGAGGAGUUUGGUGGACACUGUUUAUGCACUGAGGGAUGAAGUUCAGGAACUUAAACAGGAUAACAAGAGAAUGAAGAGCUGUCUGGAGGAGGAGCAGAAGGCAAGAAAAGACCUGGAAAAGAUAGUCAGAAGAGUAAUAAAAAGCAUGAACGACCCUUCUUGGGAUGAAACAAAUUUAUAAAGUCGACCAAUGACGAUUAGCCUAAAAGACUGAGUGACGAUUAGCCUGAAAGAGGACACUGUAAACUAAAAAUGACUCAUAAAUACCUUUUGGGCUGAGAGUAAAGUUGAAGAGGCUAAUGCAGAUGCAUAAAACAGACUUAAUUUGAUUCCAGCUCAAGAGUCUUCAGUUUACCGGUGCCAAAUCUGCUGGCGUUUGCCAAAUGAAAUAUCAGCAUCCGAACCGAAAUCGAUAUUGGAAUAGUGGCCAAAUACAGCUUGCGAUUUUGCCUUAAUUUUUAACACAUUUUUAAAAAUGUACUAAUAUAUAAUUAAUGGUAAGUAUGAGUUAUUCUGUACCUGAAAAUCUUUCUCUAUUCACAAAUUGACUGUAUUUCAGUAAAUUCUUAGUUUGUACCUUUACUAACAGUUUAUAUACCAGCAUGCACUUUUUUUGCAAUAGCUGAUUGUCACCUCACAUGGUUCCUGGUUUGACAAAAUCCUGGGAGUCUCAGGGAUUACUUGGCUGAAGUUAAUAUUUCAGUCGGGAACUUCUUUGGGAACUUUAACAACACUGUGAAAAAGAAAUGACUUACUGACAAUAAAACACAGCCGGUAUACCACUGGAACCAACCAGAUAAAAGCUUUUUUUUCUUGCCUGUAACUCUUUUAAUUUUUUUUUUGUUUGUAUUUUAUUUUUUACUAAUAUGUUUGUACAAAUAUUAAUUUCCUGCCAAUAUUGCAAAUGAGGAGCAGUAAUGUGCCUUCUUGGGAACUUUUUUUUGGAUUUUUUUUUCUUUUUCCUUUUUGGGAAAUUGUUUCUAAGUAUAUACCUAUUCUCUCUGCAAUUCCGGGACUGUUUGUAACAAAGUACAUAUGCAACAGAUAUCUGAUUAUGCAGCACUAUGAAACUGACCACAUAUGAUUCCUUCACAUUGUCUAAUUUAUGUAUUUAAAUGAAAUGAAAUAAAUGUCUACUGCAAACACUUUUAUUCAUUUGCGGGUACCAAUUUUUAUGGGAAAUAUUUCUAUUCACACUAUCCCACUGUACUUUCUUUAAUUUGUACAAUCAGUUUUUUUUAAUGUCCUCUGUAAUCUGUAUGAAAAAUUAUGUGAAUUAAAAUAAAUCCUUACUUAUUAUUUAUACUUUAAUUUCUGUAAGUGAUGUAGCAUGACUUGCUAGCUUCUUGAUUCACCAAAAUAUGUAUGUCUUUAUUCAUAACCAAAGCCCUGUGUAACCAAACCAGUGUUAUUCUUGUCAAUGAAAUUGAUGAAAAUGCUUGUGAAAACAGCAAAAGCAAUUAUGAUUUAAACAAAUUAUUGAAAUAUAAUAAAUAC